Molecule: messenger RNA, 2036 nt
Organism: Pogonomyrmex barbatus (red harvester ant)
Lineage: Eukaryota; Metazoa; Arthropoda; Insecta; Hymenoptera; Formicidae
Molecular function (GO): 8-oxo-dGDP phosphatase activity
Source: RefSeq, a predicted model, not a curated record
CAGCGCAGGUGCGCAGAAAUAACCGUUCCCGGCACCCGUCUGACACGCGUUACGUGCUCGAUGCCAGGGUUUCGUCGCAGCUGGCCGGAUGACAACGACGAAACAUCAUGGCGGAUAACGAUAAGAAGCCGAUGUCACGUUUAAUGAAACUCGCGAACAAGUUUAACUGCUUCUACCUGUCAGGUUUACAUGCAGGGGAAUGCAGAGCUUUUGUUGUGGAUGGACAGCAAGUUGGUCUUGUACGUCCAGAUGUGAUGAAAGAAAUAUUAAACCAUCCUCAAGUAUUUCAAGUACAUCCCGAGUAUGUGCAACUAAAUCCAGCUUUUCGAGAUUAUGCUGAGAGAAGUGCCCGUGUUGAUGAAGUAUUAAGGGAAUGGAUGGCAGGUGGAAAGUUUGUAACGCUACGAGGCUGGAGAGAGGAAUGUCAUGAAGUGCGUGCACAAUUCAAUACACUACCAUUGUUUAAGAUGGAUCGCUCGGCUACAUGUUUAUUUGGAAUUCGGAAAUACGGAGUGGAUAUAAAUGGCUAUGUAAUGGAUCCUGUUAAGGGCUUAUCAAUAUGGUUGCAAAAGCGUAGUCCAAACAAACAGACAUGGCCUGCAUACUGGGAUAGCAUGGUGAGUGGUGGAUUGACUGUUGGUUAUGGUAUAAAUGAAACCGCAAUAAAAGAAGCCGGCGAGGAGGCGGGAAUCCCAAAUCAUCUUAUUGCCAAUCUCAAGAGCGCCGGUUGCGUAUCGUUCUUUUUUGAAAGUGAAAGAGGUCUGUUUCCCAACACGGAAUUUGUAUAUGAUCUUGAACUGCCGCCCGACUUUGUACCAAACAAUAGUGACGGAGAAGUAGAGACCUUCGAAUUACUCCCAGUUAGUGAAUGCUUAGAGAGGAUACUUUCGCCACAUUUCAAAACCACUUCUGUACCAGUUGCCCUUGACUUCUUAAUUAGACAUGGAUACAUUACAGCAGAAAAUGAGCCUAACUUUAUACAAAUUGUGGAGUUACUUCAUGUACCUCUGCAGACGAUGUACAAUCAUCGACAUAAAGCUAGUAAUAGAAUGGCUAAUGGUGAAACGAUCGAAACUUUAGAAAAAGUUUAAGUUUCCUUAGGCUCUUAAUUUGUAUUGUGCUAAUGGCUAUGAAUUGAAUGAGAUGAAUGAGGUUCCUUUUCUAUAUUUCUUGAUUGGACAAAUAUUGAGAAAUCUCAUUAAAUACAAUUGUAUACAUGUAAUACGUAAAGAGUUUUUUAUAAUUUAUAAAGAGAAAUAUGGAUUUAUAGAAAAAACGCAAUUUCUAUUAUUGAGUUGGACAUAUUUCUGCAUUCAUUUUAAUAUUGUUUUAAUUUGCAUAUCUUGUAUUAACACAACGAAAAAGAGAUUUUCAAUACGCUUUAUUAACUGCAUCAACUAUAACUUGUUCAUGAAGUAUUUAUAACGUUUUUCUCUUAUCUAUACAAGUUCAUAUGAUUUAUAGAUGAAGAAACUACAAAUUACUUUUUGUAUGACGAAAUAUUAACCAGUAACAUCAUUUAAUUCGUCAAAAUUUUAGAUAAUUUCUUCCAUUUAUACAGUUCUUUCCCUUUUUCUAUAACUUGAGUUUUCCAAUUUAUAUUAUAUUGAGAUAUUUUUCAGCUGAAUCUGCCAUUAUUUAGCACAAUAAAAUUAUACCGGUUAUUUGAAUAUCGUGCUUGUCAAAUGAACAGAUACGUUGUAAUAAAAGCAACUAACAUUUGAUAAAAUUAACUUACGAUAUACAUUGAUGUCAAAACAAAAGUAUUAUAGACGCAGCAUUCCAGAAAAUAAGUUUAUUAAUAAGAUUGCAUUUAAGAAUCGAAAAAUUAACGAAUUUUUUAAUAAUUAUUCCUUUAUAUGUAUUAAAACUUACAGCACACAGCUUGAAAUUAACGUGAGACAGUCUGCAUAAAACUAAAAUCACAUUUACAGUAUUAUAUAAGAAUAAAUAUACCAUGUACUUCUUUAAUAAGACAAGAAAUUUGCAGUGUGAUUAUGUGCUGAUUUUGUGCUUAAUAGAGUUUUAUUAUCGGA